AUGGGUUUGAGUACAAAGCAGGUUUCUGGUGAUCAUGGGAUUGAUUGGAGCCAGACCUUGUUGCAGCCGGCCCCUCUCGAGGUGCCAAAACCUCCACCUACAAGGCGGCAACAACCACAACAACCACCACCGGAGCGUUUGAAGUGUCCAAGGUGUGAAUCAACAAACACAAAGUUCUGUUACUACAACAAUUACAACAAGUCCCAGCCUCGCCAUUACUGUAAAGCUUGUAAAAGGCACUGGACUAAAGGUGGCACUCUUCGCAACGUUCCCGUUGGCGGUGGUCGGAAAAACAGGCGGCUCAAGACAUCAAAUUCCACCACCACCACCGAGGCUGCCAGCACCACUAAUAAGGGUAAUGCUCUGAGUGUUAAUAGCCAGCAACAAAACAUAUCUGAUGUUCUGUACCAGGCCAUGAUUCGUCCACAAUCUUCAUUUCAACUUGAUAAAAUCAACAGCUUUCAUGGGAAAACUUUGAUGGGCAGCAAUGGAGCCUUUACUGGUUCCACCAUUUCUGCACCUCAAAAUCAAAAUCCGCAUUUUUCAUUCUCAAAUUUGAGUUCUUUUGACACCAACCCAUCUUCAAUCCCCUCCUCUUUUCGAUCACUGAAUGAAUAUAACUACAUUGAAAAGCUUGAAACUAUGGAGGACUCAACUAUCACCACCACAACCACCACCACCACCAACACCACCACUCCUUUUCCUACCACCACAAGCACCAACAUUUUUUCUCAGCCAUGGCAAAUUUCUACAUCAAGCUGUAUGGUGGACAUGCCAAACUACUGGAAUUGGAAUGAUCUUGACAUGUUAUCAGCUGAUCUCAACAUACCUUGGGAUGAAACUGAGAUCAAAUCCACAGGAAUUUAA
Molecule: messenger RNA, 867 nt
Organism: Ilex paraguariensis (yerba mate)
Lineage: Eukaryota; Viridiplantae; Streptophyta; Magnoliopsida; Aquifoliales; Aquifoliaceae
Source: the annotation of a GenBank genome assembly